This is a messenger RNA of Daktulosphaira vitifoliae (grape phylloxera), 2460 nucleotides long. Its product is annotated as 28S rRNA (cytosine-C(5))-methyltransferase-like. Bases 238 to 1710 code for a protein of 490 amino acids. Gene Ontology annotation, molecular function: methyltransferase activity. The record is from RefSeq and is a predicted model, not a curated record. Gene Ontology annotation, cellular component: nucleolus. Lineage: Eukaryota; Metazoa; Arthropoda; Insecta; Hemiptera; Phylloxeridae. The transcript has 8 exons. Gene Ontology annotation, biological process: rRNA base methylation.
AAUUUUUAUUAAAUAAUAAAUUAAUCAUUUUUCUGAAUGCGGAAGCGUAUUAAUCAGUUCGUUGAAUUUAAUCGUAUAUGUUAUUUAGUAUUAUUCAAAAAAUACAUUUACUUUUCUUAAUUAAUUACUGUACUUCAUUUUGUACUUAAUUUUUUCUCAAGAUGCAUUUUUAUUUUCUUUAAUUUUUUGAUUUUUUGAUUUUUAAUAGUUGCUGAAACAAUAUUGAGGAUCAAAAAAAUGGUUAUAACUAAACCUAAAAAAAAAUGUGGCAAAAACAUCGAUAGAACUACAGGAUUGUACAAGAUUGCUGCAAAAAUACUUCAAAAAGUGAAGACUGGAAAUAGUUAUAAAACUCUUUUAUAUAAAGCACAGUAUCCAAAUAAAUUAACUCUUAAUGCUGUCCUCAUGAAUGUGUUUAAAUGGGAAAAAGUUAUAGAUGUUUUAAUAGAGAAAAGUAAUAUACUAGAAAAAGAAAGGAAUUUAGAGAAGGAUUUUGCAAGUGUAUUAAUUACUGAAAUGAUGUGGUCAAAAUUUGGUUUAAAAGGCACUGCAAAAAAUAUUCUAGCUGUUAAAAAAUACAAACAUGAGUUUGUUAAUCUUAUGAAAGAAAAUGAUUUAGAAAAAUUAGUAACUUCAAUGCCUCUCAAAACAUGGAAACCUCGAUAUUUUCGCAUCAACACUUUAUUAACCACAUUAGAAGAUGUUUUAAAAAAGUUAACUGUAAAUAAAUUUAAAAAAUUAAAGACACCAUCAAAUUAUAAUGAUUUUUUAGAAUUGUUAAAAUCUAAAAAGUUUACAAAAAACUGUUUUAUGCAAGACAUACAUAUUAAAGAAUUAUUAGUUUUUAAUCCAAAAGUAAAAUUUUACAAGUUAGAAGAGUACAAAAAUGGAAAUCUGAUUGUGCAAGAUAAGGCUAGUUGUUUGGCAGCAACUCUUUUAAAUCCAAUACCUGGAAGUACAGUACUUGAUAUGUGUGCCGCUCCUGGAAUGAAAACAUCUCAUCUUGCUGCAAUUAUGCAUAACAAAGGUACUUUGUAUGCUGUUGAUCGCUGUAAAGAAAGGUUUAUUGUUAUGCAAAAAAUGUUAGAAAAAUAUGGUGUAACUAACGCUGAGACAUUUAAUAUGGAUGCAUUGACAUUCCCCUAUUUUGAUAAUGUAAAAUAUAUAUUAGUGGAUCCAUCAUGUUCAGGAUCUGGUAUUGUUGAUAGAGUUCGAAAUUCUUCUGUGAAAACAGAAAGUAAUGAAAUUAGAUUGAAGAAACUAGCUAAUGUACAUGCUCAAUUGUUAAAUCAUGCAUUUAAAAACUAUCCUAACUUAGAACAACUUGUUUAUUCUACGUGUUCUUCUAAUCCAGAGGAAAAUGAGGCUGUUGUUGAUGAAGUAGUGUCUGUAAAUAAAGAUUUUGAGCUUUUAGAUUGUACUAAAAUGGUAGAAGGGUGGAAAAAUAAAGGCGCUUCAGGUUAUGCAUGUUCCGACAAGUGUUUAAAUGCUGUACCAAAUGCAGAUUUUACUAAUGGAUUUUUCAUUGCUGUUUUUAGACGUAAAGAUUUAGAGAUAAAAGAACAAGGUAUCACAGAUAAAUUACAUUCUAAAAAAUGUGAUUUAAAGGAAUCUUUGUUAAUUAAAGAUUCUAUUAAUGUACUUAAAAAAAGUAAGAAUGCUAAAAAAAAGGAAAAAAGAUCGCAACAAUCAUUGUCAUAUAGUAUUUAAAAAAAAAAUUUAAUGAAGCUUAUAGCACUAUUUAACUGGAAAAUUCUAAAACAAAUGUUCAUAACCUGAAUUUAGCCUCAGUAAACAACAUUGUAGUGAAUGUAAAAUGUCCAAAACUUAAAAAAGUCAAAACUAUACGUAUACAUGCACUAAAAAAAAAGAUCAGUCUAAAAUUUUUAAAUGUUGUUAGUAUUAAAAAAAAAAGAAAAAUACUUAAUAAAAAGAUUUAUGGUUUCUUUAUAUUAAUUUAUAAUAGUAUAACUUUUAUUUAUUGUUAUAACAAUUGUAUUAAAAAUGUAUUAACCAGUAUAAUUUUUUCAUUAGUAAUUUUAUCAGUCCAACUUAUCUUUUCUAUCCUACUGUAGCACCACAUUUUGAAUGCCUAUAUUCUUCUCAUUUUACUCUUGCAAUAGUUAAUGUUUCGCAUCUAUAUAAAAUGAUGCUCCUGAUGUACGUUUUUAGUAUAUUCUUUCUAAUAUUAAGGUCUAUGUUUUUUAAAGUAAGAGGUCUUCUUUUCUUAUUAAAUGCAACUUUAGCUUGGGAAACUUUCUUUAUAAAUUUCAUUUUGCAUCUCCCAUCUGAGCUUAUAGUGCUACCCAAAUAUAUGAAUUACUUAUCGUCUUUUACAAGAAAAAAUCUAAAAAAUGGCUAUUUUUAAAUUUAAAUAAACGGUAGCACAGUGGAGUGGUGGCAUAGUUGGCAAAAGUAAGGAUGAUGUCUGACAGUGAUUAAAAUCACCAUCAUAAGAAA